This is a messenger RNA of Macadamia integrifolia, 3392 nucleotides long. Its product is annotated as bcl-2-associated transcription factor 1-like. The record is from RefSeq and is a predicted model, not a curated record. The transcript is spliced from 3 exons. Lineage: Eukaryota; Viridiplantae; Streptophyta; Magnoliopsida; Proteales; Proteaceae. The coding region runs from base 386 to 3082 and encodes 898 amino acids.
GGCGUUAGCUCUGCCCGUGAAGUUUGGACCGUGAGGAUCUAUUCUAUCAUAUUCAUAACUGCGUUGUUUUCUCUCACUUCACCUCCCCUGUCUCGAUUCCCUUGGUCUGAAGGUGUGAGGGUCUGAGCUGAAUCUGCUGCUUCUCUGGUUCUCUACAUUUACCUUUUCCGCUCUACGUUUCUACUUUUCAAAUCUGUCAUCGCUUUGCCUAAUUUGAUUCUUUAUUCUUUAUCCCUUCCUAGUUUGGAUAAAUCUGGCAUUCGAGAUUCACAGAGAUUUGAAUCGAUUCAAACCUUGCUUGUUUAUAUCGGAGCGGAGCAAAACCUAGAUUGAAGCACUUCUUGGUGAAAAGGGGUUAUUGAGUUCGAAACAAUUGAACUCAGUUAUGAAUACGAGUGAUUCGGCAUCGAAGUCUGUUUCUCAAACGACGACUUCGUCGAGUCAAUCUUUGCUUGGAGCAGCGGUGACGACUCUUCCUUUAGCUGGAGCUGGUUUACCAACUAUUUCUUUCCCAGGAGCGGCGGUGCCCACUUACAAUUAUGCUAUAGCUUUGCAACAGUACCAUUUUCAACAAUCACUUGUAAAUCAGCAGCUGUUAGCACAGCAGCAGGCGGUUGCACACGCUGUUAGCAUUAAAGCUGCCACUGAACAGGCUGCUGCUCGUGCUGCUGAGAUUAGUAGGCUUUUGAAAGGUGAAACUAAUGAGCCACCAAAAGCCAGAGCUGAGGACUUGGCUCCCCAAAAGGAAAAUUCAGAUUCAAAAUCCCUUUCUCGGGCUUCAUCCCCUCGGUCUUCAAAAUCAAAAUCUGACUCUCCUGUCAGGCCCUCGAGCACCCGUAGGGAACUUGAAGAAUAUUCACCAAGAGAUCGCAGCAGCUACCGAAGUCGUAGAUAUUCUAAUUACUAUCAUCGUAAUGACAGGGAUUAUUCUAGAUCAAGUUACAGAAGAGAUGCUGACCGUUCAGGUGGUAGAAGAAGUUACUCGUAUUACGCCAGAAGUGGAAGUAGGAGUCGGAGAAGCUCGCCAUCUAGGUCGUGGUCCAUGAGGUACCGCUAUGAUGACUAUGUACCUUCUAGGUACCGUCGUGAUGAAUCUGCUUCUCCUAGGCGCCAACGUAUUAGAUCCCCGUCACAUAAGUCUAGACGCAUGAUGUCUCCAAGGGUUCGGAACCGGCAUAGUAUGUCUAGAAGUCCUAUUAAUCGGAGCAUCAGUCCUGGUCCUCGACGUGACAGGAUUACAAGCCCACAAAGACCUGGUGGAAGGACCUUGUCAUCCUCAGAUACAAGUUCCAGUCCCUAUAGUCCUAGUCAUGUGGCAAAGGGCAAUAGAGUUGACCAUGAUGUCAGCAGCAGUCCAAGUCCGCAGCGGGCCAGGAUUCCAAGUCCAGAAAGACCAGGUAGAAAGAUCUUGUCAUCCUCAGAAACCACUUCCAGUCGUGGUAGUCCUAGUGAUAUUGUGGCUAAGGGCAAUAGGGUUGACCAUGAUGUCGGUAGCAGUGAAAACAAUGAUGCGUCUGACCUAGAUUUUAAGGCACGACAGAGAGAAGCUAAACUACCUUGUGCUGCAGAGAGGACUGAAAGUUCUAAUUCUUCUCUGAGAUCAAGAUCUAGUUCAAGUGAAUGUUCUGGUAAAAGAAGCACUCGGAAUGCCAGUUUUAAGAAAAUGGCCUCCGAUAAGGUUGCAUAUGCUGAUGGGGAUGAUUCUCAUUCUGCCAGUUCUGAUGGAAAAUUAGUUCAAAAAGCCUCAGGUGCAAGUCAUGAUGAAAGUGAUUCAGCUGCAUCUGCUCGUCCAACAUCUACUGGGAGUAGACCUUAUCAGUCCACAAAUCUGAAUAGGCUUCCUCUUUCUCCCCAAUCUUCUCUUUCCAAUCAUGGAGACAGGGAGAGGUACUUUGGUGAGGACAAACAAAAUACUGGUAGUAAAAAAUAUUUAGCCCAAGAAGUGCAGCCAUCCCUAUCCCCUAGAAGUAAGACCUCGAAGUUGAACAAAAAGGAACGUGAACUGCCUCCAAAAGAUUUUGAACGUUCAGUUCAUUCUCUAGAAAAAGAGCUAGAAGGCAGGAUAAAGAUGAAAAGUAAUCAUGAGAUUUUCUCAGAAGAUGUAAUGGGAGUGGAUGGAAAUGACAGCGAUCAUCAGAAAAGAGGGGGUUCCAGUCCUGAGAAUAAGAGAUAUGAAGACCUGAACGUUCCCAGUGAAUGUGCCAUCUAUCCUUUGCCAGAACCUCAUGAAAGUACAGGUGGAAAGUUAUCACAUCAUAGGAACCUUGAGGAUCUUAGACAAGAACAAGAUGACCUUAAAUCUCCUCCAAACCUGCCUGAUGGAAGUGCAAAGGUUGACAGUGAUCAGGUCUUAGUGAGUUCAGAUGCUCAUCAAUAUCCAAAAAGAAGAUUGAAGCAAAGGUCAAGGUCCACAGAGAGGAGGAAGAAACAUAGCAAAAGACACCGUAGGCAUCAUAGAGAGGAGUCUGAAGAAGAUCACAUAAAAGAAGGCCAAAAAGCAUCAAAAUUACACCAUAGGAAGAGACAGAGGGAAGAGUCCGAAGAUGAUGAUGAUGAUGAGGGAAUGAAAGAAAGCAGGAAAGAGUCAAAAACACACCACAGAAGGCAUAAGAAGGAAGAGUUUGAAGAAGAUGAUGAUGUUGACGUAAACGAAAGCAGAAAAGAGCUAAAAUUGCACCACAGAAGGCAUAAGAGGAAUGAUUCUGAAGAAGAUGAAGAUGAUGAGAUGAAAGAUACCAGAAAAGAGCCAAAAUUACACCAUAGAAGGCAGAAGAGGGAAGAGCCUGAAGAAAAAGAUGAUGGUGAUGAUGACAUGGAAGAAGGGAGGAAAGAUUCAAAAACUAAAAGGCAUGGGAAGAAGCGUCACAGGAGGCAUCGUAAGAGCCGUAAAGAAAGGACAAGGAAGAAGACGAAGCAUCGAGACUUGUCUUCUAGUUCAUCGGAAGAUUCUCUCUCUUCUUCUUCUUCUGGUGAUGAUGAUGAUGAGAAUCGGAGAGAUUUCCAUGAUGUUCCUAGAAAGAGAACAACGUGUUCUAGGAAAAAGAGAAGAUUCUCUCCAUCUGUAUCAACUAGCUCAGGCUAGUAUGACAAAUAAUACAACAAUUGAGGUUUCAAGCGUCCCAAAGAGUAGGUUCACUUGUUGUGUGGUCGGAUGUCAAAUUUCUUUUUCCUUUACAAAUUUCUGUAUAAGUUUGCAAAUUUUGGUAAGUUUGAUCGCUUUGAUCAUUGGACUCACAACGUUUGUCAGAAUUUGUUCUAUUGCUUGUUUCGCAGACAAAUAUAGUAUCAUGGAACAGAUGAGACGCCCCUUUCUUCUCUAGGUAGCUCAUACAAUGAGAACACUAUCAUUUCAAGAAUAAAUCAGUUAUGCUUUUGUUGCUGUUUUAACAAUA